Molecule: messenger RNA, 3039 nt
Organism: Iphiclides podalirius (scarce swallowtail)
Lineage: Eukaryota; Metazoa; Arthropoda; Insecta; Lepidoptera; Papilionidae
Source: the annotation of a GenBank genome assembly
AUGGUGAGGGUGACGCAACAGGGAGCGGGUGGUUGGGCCGAAAUAUCGGUUGAGGGUUGUGAGGGAGGGGCAGCGGAAGGGGGGCGUGGCACUGUGGUUGAGGCAUCAAGAGCGAGUGAUGUCACCGACACGCUGCCUGUCCCACGCGCUUUCGCUGACAGUCGCCGCUCAUCUGCUGCCUCCGCGGUCUCUGCCUCGUCACUGCAGCCAGAACACAUUCCAGACGUAGAUGAAGACAUAGCUAAAUUGAUAAAUUCCCAACCGAGUGACCAAACUCUAGAUGUAGAAAAGCCAGAUCGGGGCAAGUGCAACUUGGCGUCGCCGCAGGAUCGCCUCUCGCUUUCCAAUUUGUCAUCAUGCGACACUAGCUCUUGUAGGAACCUUUUCAGGCCGGAUACCGGCACGGAUCGCGGCACCUACAAUAGCAGCAGCCUCACGAUACCGAACCUCAUUAUAUCGGAUGACAGUGACAAGAGAGAUUCUAUGAUGCACGGAGAGACCUACGAAUCAGACCAACUUACAAUUAUAGAUAUCGACAAACCGUAUACCGACGAUGUGCAUUUCCGGGACCUGAGCGAGAGGGUCACGCCCGCAAGCGGUGAAUGCACGCCCGAAAGGAAACUCUCCAGCGUUGACUUGGAGGUGGAUGCAACCAGCUCCGAAGGGUCCAAUAUCAGCGAGGACUUCAGCCUCAUGUCCGAAAUCAUCGACACGAAGCCCGAGGACCUUGACGAGGGUGGUGGCAUUGGGCAUAUUGACUCCCCGGAGGCCUCCGAGACAACUUACGUCAAUUCAGAGACGAUACACGGUGAAUCGAUCAUGGACGACAUAAGCUCGAUGCUCGGCCAAGAAGUGCUACUCGCCAUGAUGGGCAAGAGUGGUGACAACGAGACAUACACCGACGACACGACCCUGUUUACGUCGGACACUGUUUCCGAUAUACCAAUGGAUAGCAGAAACCCCAGCUUAGAGAAGAAUACCGAAAGCAAAUUGAAGCAUCUAUCGAAAAUGAAAAAACGCAAGGAGGCCGAAGUAGAGAAAUUUGGCUUCGAGAACAGAGUAUUCUACAUAGAGAACGCGCCGAAAGCUGAUGAGCAGAUCAAGUAUUGCAGCUUAGCUCAAUUCGAGGAGGGCAGCGACAUCGCUCGCAAGUCUUUUCGAAAGCAGUUAAGGAAAAGCGUGAAGAAACGCGUGGGAGACGACUCUGCCACCAAGCAUCUUCUGCCUAAAACAACAGAAGAACACGCCUCAAAGGACGGAUCACCGGUACGGACUCCGCCGAAACCGAGUACCCUGCUGAAUGAGGAUACGGUUCCGAAAAACCAAGUUCCGAUGUUUCCCCAAGUCAGCGUGGUGGUGGAGCCACCAUCUCCAUCACACAGCGAAGAACGGAAGAGCCUCAAGGCAAACGGAAGCCGAAUGGCCUCCGUACUUAGUGACAUUUUCGACCAGGGAACCGACACGCUAAGCGUCCACUCACCGGAACCAAGCCUAGCGAAUGGUAGGGAGAGGCGGCAGUCAGACAAUCCAAAACUGCUGGGUUCCACGGAUAGUGAAUACGGGAAGUUCCUCAGCUGCUCACCGGCCGCAACCAGGAGGAUCUCGUGCGGAAGUCUCUUCAAGCCCGGGGAGCCGGACAACAGAUUGUCCACGUCGGUGUCAUCGAUAUGGGGGGACAGUGGCGUCGUGGGAGGAAUGGGUUCCUCUAGAUCCGAUACAAGCGAGCGGGCGAGGAAGCUGCCAAUCAUCAACCCACUGGUACAGCUUCCCGCUUGGCCACACGUCGCUCAGGGGUUCAUCAGCCAGUGUUUACUAGCUAAUGCCGACGCGCUUUGCGCCGCCGUCAGUCCCCUAAUGGACCCCGACGACACGCUCCUAGAGGGCUUCUACGAACGGGCGGUAAUGAACAACUACUUCGGCAUCGGCAUCGACGCAAAGAUAACCCUCGACUUCCACAAUAAGAGGGAGGAGCACCCGGAGAAGUGCAGAUCGCGAGCAAGGAAUUACAUGUGGUACGGCGUGCUAGGGUCCAAGGAAUGGGUGAACAGAACUUACAGACAUCUAGGGCAGCGCGUUCAGCUUGAGUGCGAUGGGCAGAGAAUACCGCUGCCGGAGCUGCAGGGCAUCGUGGUGCUGAACAUCCCGUCGUUCAUGGGCGGCACCAACUUCUGGGGUGGUACACGGGCAGAUGACAUCUUCCUUGCACCGUCCUUCGAUGACAGAAUAUUAGAGGUGGUAGCAGUGUUCGGCUCCGCCCAGAUGGCGGCGUCGCGCCUCAUCAACCUGCAGAAGCAUCGCAUCGCUCAGUGCCGCGCCGUCCAGAUCAACAUACUAGGCGAGGAAUGCUAUGUCCGGUCGCGCGCUUUAGAGACGAGCCUAAGAGCAUGGGAUGAGAAACAACAGCAGAAGGCCCAGGCCAGCACAUCUUUGUCAGCUUCAGAGGCAGCUCAGCUUUUGGCGUUACUGGAUGACGUCAACACACUAGUGAAACACGUAAAGCUGUCGUGUAUCAGCGAGGCGGGGGCGGGCGGGAGCGCCUUGAGCGCAGCUAGGCGGGCGGCCGCUAGGGCGGACGCCUUACAGGAUGCGGAGGGGCGCCUACUGCCGCCGCCUCAGCUGCGUCGCCUUCUCGCGGCCCUGGUUGAGAGUUGCUAUGAGCUGGUGGAGAGUGGGUGCGCGGGGGCGGGGGCAGCUGGAAGCGUGCGCGCACAUCUGGCCCGAAUCGAUACACGCGACGGCCUUGCGUACCUUCACGCUGACGAGGUGCCGCGGCGCGCGUCGCGCUGGCUGCGCGGCCGCCGCAGCGUGUCCGAGGGCAGCGGCACGUCGCAGGGCGGGCUAAAUGUGCGCGCGUGGGGCGUGGCCGAGGUGCAGGCGUGGCUCGGCACGCUGCAGCUCGCCGAGUACGCGGAGGCGUUCGCACGCCAUGACGUCACCGGCCGCGAGCUGCUGACGCUCGCCCGCCGCGACCUUCGCGACCUAGGAGUCACCAAGGUGGGCCACGUGAAGCGAAUACUGCAAGCGGUCAAGGAGCUGCAG